GCCGCUACCGCAGGCAGGGGGCGGCAACAUGGCGGAGUGAGCGGCGGCGUCGGGGUUUCACAACAACAGUGGCGUCCGGAGCGGCGGCAGCGGCGGCAGCAGUAGCGUCGGCCACAGCCCCAGCUUCAGCACCGGCUAGCGCCGUGGCCGGCCGCUCGCGCCCCAUCGUUCUUCCGAGCGGCGGCAGCAUCUCCGUGGGGGGCGGGCCGGGCCGGACGGACCAGGAGGGGGAGAGAGAGGAGGCAGCGGCGGCAGCGGCACAGCUGCUGGGCGGGUACUGCCGCUCGCCAGGCAGCGGUUAGCGGCGCCGCCACCGCCACCGCUGGGAACGAGCCCGAGGACCUCCCGCCGCCUCCGCCGGGAAGGGCGCCGGAGCGGGCCGGGCUGAGGCGCAGGCGGGGACGGGCCCGGCGCCGCGGCGCUGGUGGAUGCUGGGGCUCCGAGGCGACAGCCGGGGGGCGGGGGCCGAGGCAGGUAUAACGGUACCGGCGGAGGCAGCACCGCUGCUCUUCCCUGCUCCUCAGGAGGGGCGCCAAUGGCGAGCGAGAAGCCGGGCCCGGGCCCGGGGCUCGAGCCUCAGCCCGUGGGGCUCAUCGCCGUCGGGGCCGGCGGCGGCAGCGGCGGCGGGGGCAGCAGUAGCAUCGGCGGCGGCGGCGGCUGCGGGGCCAGUGGGAUGGGGGAGUUGAGGGGGGCGUCCGGCUCCGGCUCGGUGGUGCUCCCCGCGGGGAUGAUUAACCCUUCGGUGCCGAUCCGCAACAUCCGGAUGAAAUUCGCAGUGUUGAUUGGACUCAUACAGGUCGGAGAGGUCAGCAACAGGGACAUCGUGGAGACGGUGCUCAACCUGCUGGUUGGUGGAGAAUUUGACUUGGAGAUGAAUUUUAUUAUCCAAGAUGCUGAGAGUAUAACAUGCAUGACCGAACUUUUGGAGCACUGUGAUGUAACAUGUCAAGCAGAAAUAUGGAGCAUGUUUACAGCGAUUCUACGAAAAAGUGUUCGAAAUUUACAGACUAGCACAGAAGUUGGGCUAAUUGAACAAGUAUUGCUGAAAAUGAGUGCUGUAGAUGACAUGAUAGCAGAUCUUCUAGUUGAUAUGUUGGGGGUUCUUGCCAGCUACAGCAUCACUGUCAAGGAGUUGAAGCUUCUGUUCAGCAUGCUUCGAGGAGAAAGUGGAAUCUGGCCAAGACAUGCAGUAAAACUAUUGUCAGUUCUUAAUCAGAUGCCACAAAGACAUGGUCCUGAUACUUUUUUCAAUUUCCCUGGAUGUAGUGCUGCGGCAAUUGCUUUGCCUCCUAUUGCGAAGUGGCCUUAUCAGAAUGGCUUCACCCUAAACACUUGGUUUCGUAUGGAUCCAUUAAAUAACAUUAAUGUUGAUAAGGAUAAACCUUAUCUUUAUUGUUUCCGUACUAGCAAAGGAGUUGGUUACUCUGCUCAUUUUGUUGGCAACUGUUUAAUAGUCACAUCACUGAAAUCCAAAGGAAAAGGUUUUCAGCACUGUGUGAAAUAUGAUUUUCAGCCACGCAAGUGGUACAUGAUCAGCAUCGUCCAUAUUUACAAUCGAUGGAGGAACAGUGAAAUUCGGUGUUAUGUUAAUGGACAGCUGGUAUCCUACGGUGAUAUGGCUUGGCAUGUUAACACAAAUGAUAGCUAUGACAAGUGCUUUCUUGGAUCUUCAGAAACUGCUGAUGCAAAUAGGGUCUUUUGUGGUCAACUUGGUGCGGUUUAUGUGUUCAGUGAAGCACUUAAUCCAGCACAGAUAUUUGCAAUUCAUCAGUUAGGACCUGGAUAUAAGAGUACCUUCAAAUUUAAAUCUGAGAGUGAUAUUCAUUUGGCAGAACAUCAUAAACAGGUUUUAUAUGAUGGAAAACUUGCAAGUAGCAUUGCAUUUACAUAUAAUGCUAAGGCCACUGAUGCGCAACUAUGCCUGGAAUCAUCACCAAAGGAAAAUGCUUCAAUUUUUGUUCAUUCCCCACAUGCUCUAAUGCUCCAGGAUGUGAAAGCUAUAGUAACACAUUCAAUUCAUAGUGCCAUUCAUUCAAUUGGAGGGAUUCAAGUCCUUUUUCCACUUUUUGCCCAAUUGGACAAUCGGCAGCUCAAUGACAGUCAAGUGGAAACAACUGUCUGUGCUACUCUUUUGGCAUUCCUGGUUGAACUACUUAAAAGCUCAGUAGCCAUGCAAGAACAGAUGCUGGGUGGAAAAGGCUUUUUAGUCAUUGGCUACUUACUUGAAAAGUCAUCAAGAGUUCAUAUAACUAGAGCUGUGUUGGAGCAAUUUUUAUCCUUUGCAAAAUACCUAGAUGGUUUAUCUCAUGGAGCACCUUUGCUGAAACAGCUUUGUGAUCACAUUUUAUUCAACCCAGCUAUCUGGAUCCAUACACCUGCAAAAGUUCAACUUUCCCUCUAUACAUAUUUGUCUGCUGAAUUUAUUGGAACUGCUACCAUCUACACCACCAUACGCAGAGUAGGGACAGUGUUACAACUAAUGCACACUUUAAAAUACUACUAUUGGGUUAUUAAUCCUGCUGACAGUAGUGGCAUUACACCUAAAGGAUUGGAUGGUCCCCGGCCAUCCCAAAAAGAAAUAAUAUCACUAAGGGCAUUCAUGCUACUUUUUCUGAAACAACUCAUUCUAAAGGAUCGAGGGGUCAAAGAAGAUGAGCUUCAGAGUAUACUAAAUUACCUACUUACAAUGCAUGAGGAUGAAAAUAUUCAUGAUGUGCUACAGUUACUGGUGGCUUUAAUGUCAGAACACCCGGCCUCAAUGAUACCAGCAUUUGAUCAAAGAAAUGGAAUAAGGGUGAUCUACAAAUUACUGGCUUCUAAAAGUGAAAGUAUUUGGGUUCAAGCUCUGAAGGUCCUGGGAUACUUCCUGAAGCAUUUAGGUCACAAGAGGAAAGUUGAAAUUAUGCACACCCAUAGUCUUUUCACUCUUCUUGGAGAACGGCUGAUGUUGCAUACAAACACAGUGACGGUUACAACAUACAAUACACUAUAUGAGAUUUUGACAGAGCAAGUAUGUACUCAAGUUGUUCACAAACCACAUCCAGAGCCAGAUUCUACAGUGAAAAUUCAGAAUCCAAUGAUUCUUAAGGUGGUGGCAACUUUGCUAAAGAAUUCUACACCAAGUGCAGAACUGAUGGAAGUUCGUCGUUUAUUUUUAUCUGACAUGAUAAAACUUUUCAGUAACAGUCGUGAAAAUAGAAGAUGUUUAUUGCAGUGUUCAGUGUGGCAGGACUGGAUGUUUUCUCUUGGCUACAUUAAUCCUAAAAAUUCUGAGGAGCAGAAAAUAACAGAGAUGGUCUAUAAUAUCUUCCGGAUUCUUUUGUAUCAUGCAAUAAAAUAUGAGUGGGGAGGCUGGAGAGUCUGGGUGGAUACACUCUCAAUCGCCCAUUCUAAGGUCACUUAUGAAGCACAUAAGGAAUAUCUAGCCAAAAUGUAUGAAGAAUAUCAAAGACAAGAGGAAGAAAACAUUAAAAAGGGAAAGAAAGGCAAUGUGAGCACUAUCUCUGGUCUUUCAUCACAGACUACAGGAGCAAAAGGUGGAAUGGAAAUUCGAGAGAUAGAAGAUCUUUCACAAAGCCAGAGCCCUGAGAGUGAGACAGAUUACCCUGUCAGCUCAGAUACUCGAGAUUUACUCAUGUCAACAAAAGUGUCAGAUGAUAUUCUUGGAAAUUCAGAUAGACCAGGAAGUGGUGUUCACGUGGAAGUACAUGAUCUUUUAGUUGACAUUAAAGCAGAAAAAGUGGAAGCAACAGAAGUAAAACUUGAUGAUAUGGAUUUAUCCCCAGAAACUUUAGUAAGUGGAGAGAAUGGUGCCCUUGUGGAAGUAGAAUCUUUAUUGGAUAAUGUAUAUAGUGCAGCUGUUGAAAAACUCCAGAACAAUGUACAUGGAAGUGUUGGUCUCAUUAAAAAAAAUGAAGAAAAGGAUAAUGGUCCAUUGAUCACAUUAGCAGAUGAGAAAGAAGAACUUCCUAAUAGCAGUACAUCAUUUCUCUUUGAUAAAAUACCCAAACAGGAAGAUAAACUGCUUCCUGAACUUUCUAGCAAUCAUAUUAUUCCAAAUAUUCAGGACACACAAGUACAUCUUGGUGUCAGUGAUGAUCUUGGAUUGCUUGCUCACAUGACUGGUACUGUAGAUCUGACUUGUACAUCAAGUAUAAUAGAAGAAAAAGAGUUCAAAAUUCAUACAACUUCAGAUGGAAUGAGCAAUAUUUCUGAAAGAGACUUAGCAUCAUCAACUAAGGGAUUAGAAUAUGCUGAAAUGACUGCUACAACUCUGGAAACUGAGUCUUCUGGUAGCAAAAUUGUACCAAAUAUUGAUGCAGGAAGUAUAAUUUCAGAUACUGAGAGAUCUGAUGAUGGCAAAGAAUCAGGAAAGGAAAUCCGAAAAAUCCAGACCACUACAACUACACAAGCUGUUCAGGGUCGCUCUGUCACCCAACAAGACCGAGAUCUCCGAGUUGAUUUAGGAUUUCGAGGAAUGCCAAUGACUGAGGAGCAGAGACGCCAGUUCAGCCCAGGCCCCCGGACUACAAUGUUUCGGAUUCCUGAGUUUAAAUGGUCUCCAAUGCACCAGCGGCUUCUCACUGAUUUGCUAUUUGCGUUAGAAACAGAUGUACAUGUUUGGAGGAGCCACUCCACAAAGUCAGUAAUGGAUUUUGUGAAUAGCAAUGAAAAUAUUAUUUUUGUACAUAACACAAUUCACCUAAUUUCCCAAAUGGUGGACAAUAUCAUCAUUGCUUGUGGAGGAAUUUUACCUUUGCUCUCUGCUGCUACAUCACCAACUAUUUAUUUAAAUCAAAAGGCAGAGUUACAGAGAGGAAGAGGCAAAGAGAGAGAAAGAGAGAGAGACAGAGACACGAUGAUGAUGAGAGAGAAGUCUUCCAAUGGCUGGAUCUGGGCCAAUCUGAAGCCAGGAGCCAGGAGCUUCUUCUGGGUAUCCAAAACGGAAUUGGAAAAUAUUGAAGUCACACAAGGCAUGUCAGCUGAGACAGCAGUUACUUUCCUCAGCCGACUGAUGGCUAUGGUUGAUGUCCUUGUGUUUGCCAGCUCUCUAAAUUUUAGUGAGAUUGAAGCUGAAAAAAACAUGUCUUCUGGAGGUUUAAUGCGACAGUGCCUAAGACUAGUAUGUUGUGUUGCUGUGAGAAACUGUUUAGAAUGUCGACAACGACAGAGGGACAGGGGAAACAAACCUUCCCAUGGAAGCAGUAAACCUCAAGAAGUCCCCCAAAGUGUGACUGCCACAGCAGCUUCAAAGACUCCACUGGAAAAUGUUCCAGGUAACCUUUCUCCUAUAAAGGAUCCAGAUAGACUUCUUCAGGAUGUAGAUAUCAAUCGCCUUCGUGCUGUUGUCUUUCGGGACGUGGAUGACAGCAAACAGGCACAAUUCUUAGCUUUGGCUGUUGUUUACUUCAUUUCGGUUCUGAUGGUUUCCAAGUACCGUGACAUAUUAGAACCCCAGCGAGAGACUGCAAGAACUGGAAGCCAACCAGGUAGAAACAUCAGACAAGAAAUAAAUUCACCAACAAGUACAGUUGUGGUCAUACCAUCUAUCCCUCACCCAAGUUUGAACCAUGGAUUCCUUGCCAAGUUAAUUCCUGAGCAGAGUUUUGCCCACUCAUUUUACAAAGAAACACCAGCUGCAUUUCCUGACACUAUAAAGGAAAAGGAAGCACCAACUCCUGGUGAAGAUAUUCAGCUAGAAAGUUCAAUUCCUCAUACAGAUUCAGGGAUUGGAGAAGAGCAGGUGGCUAGCAUCCUGAAUGGGGCAGAAUUAGAGCCUAGUGCAGGUCCUGAUGCCAUGAGUGAACUCUUAUCCACUUUGUCAUCUGAAGUAAAGAAAUCACAGGAGAGCUUAACUGAAAAUCCCAAUGAAUUAUUGAAGCCUGCACCAUCCAUAUCUAGCAUAAGUCAAACCAAAGGCAUCAAUGUCAAAGAAAUAUUGAAAAGUCUUGUGGCUGCCCCAGUGGAAAUUGCAGAAUGUGGCCCUGAACCUAUCCCAUACCCAGAUCCAGCAUUGAAGAGAGAAGCGCAAGCUAUUCUUCCUAUGCAGUUUCAUUCCUUUGACAGGAGUGUUGUGGUGCCAGUAAAGAAGCCACCUCCAGGUAGUUUAGCUGUAACCACUGUGGGAGCCACCUCUGCGGGAAGUGGGCUGCCAACAGGCAGUGCCUCUAAUAUAUUUGCUGCCACGGGAGCUACACCAAAAAGUAUGAUUAAUACAACAGGUGCCGUGGAUUCAGGGUCUUCCUCCUCCUCCUCCUCUUCUAGUUUUGUGAAUGGUGCUACCAGCAAAAAUCUUCCAGCUGUACAAACUGUUGCUCCAAUGCCAGAAGAUUCAGCUGAAAACAUGAGCAUCACUGCAAAACUUGAAAGAGCUUUAGAAAAAGUUGCUCCUCUUCUUCGUGAAAUUUUUGUAGACUUUGCCCCAUUCCUAUCUCGUACACUUCUUGGCAGUCAUGGACAAGAGCUAUUGAUAGAAGGCCUCGUUUGUAUGAAGUCUAGCACAUCGGUGGUGGAGCUUGUUAUGCUGCUUUGUUCUCAGGAAUGGCAAAAUUCUAUUCAGAAGAAUGCAGGACUUGCAUUUAUUGAGCUCAUCAAUGAAGGAAGAUUACUGUGUCAUGCUAUGAAGGAUCAUAUAGUUCGUGUGGCAAAUGAAGCUGAGUUUAUUUUGAACAGACAAAGAGCUGAAGAUGUACAUAAACAUGCAGAGUUUGAGUCGCAGUGUGCCCAGUAUGCUGCUGAUAGGAGAGAGGAGGAAAAGAUGUGUGACCAUCUCAUCAGUGCUGCUAAACACCGAGAUCAUGUAACAGCAAAUCAGCUGAAACAGAAGAUUCUCAACAUUCUCACAAAUAAACACGGUGCUUGGGGAGCAGUUUCUCAUAGCCAAUUGCAUGAUUUCUGGCGUUUGGAUUACUGGGAAGAUGAUCUUCGUCGAAGGAGACGAUUUGUUCGUAAUGCAUUUGGCUCCACUCACGCUGAAGCAUUGCUCAAAGCUGCAAUAGAAUAUGGCACUGAAGAAGAUGUAGUGAAGUCAAAGAAAACAUUCAGAAGUCAAGCGAUCGUGAACCAGAAUGCAGAGACAGAACUUAUGCUGGAAGGAGAUGACGAUGCUGUCAGCCUGCUACAGGAGAAAGAAAUUGACAAUCUGGCAGUUCCCUUUCUUCCCAAGCUGUUCAUCUCAAGAGGCCCAGUGGUUCUCAGCACCCCGGCUCAGCUCAUCGCGCCAGUGGUGGUGGCCAAGGGGACCCUCUCCAUCACCACGACAGAAAUCUACUUCGAGGUAGAUGAGGAUGAUCCUGCCUUCAAGAAGAUCGACACCAAAGUUCUUGCAUACACUGAGGGACUUCAUGGAAAAUGGAUGUUCAGCGAGAUACGAGCUGUAUUUUCAAGACGUUACCUUCUACAAAACACUGCUUUGGAAGUGUUUAUGGCAAACCGAACCUCGGUUAUGUUUAAUUUCCCUGAUCAAGCAACAGUGAAAAAAGUUGUCUAUAGCUUGCCUCGGGUUGGAGUGGGGACCAGCUAUGGUUUGCCACAAGCCAGGAGGAUAUCAUUGGCCACUCCUCGACAGCUUUAUAAAUCUUCCAACAUGACUCAGCGCUGGCAAAGAAGGGAAAUUUCGAACUUCGAAUAUUUGAUGUUUCUUAAUACUAUAGCAGGACGGACAUAUAAUGAUCUGAACCAAUAUCCUGUGUUUCCGUGGGUGUUAACAAAUUAUGAAUCAGAAGAAUUGGACCUGACUCUUCCAGGAAAUUUCAGGGAUCUCUCAAAGCCAAUUGGUGCUUUGAACCCAAAGAGAGCUGUGUUUUAUGCAGAGCGUUAUGAGACAUGGGAAGAUGACCAAAGUCCACCCUACCAUUACAAUACACAUUAUUCAACAGCAACAUCUACUUUAUCCUGGCUUGUUCGAAUUGAACCUUUCACAACCUUCUUCCUCAAUGCAAAUGAUGGGAAAUUUGACCAUCCAGAUCGAACCUUCUCUUCGGUGGCAAGGUCUUGGAGAAUUAGUCAGAGAGAUACUUCUGAUGUAAAGGAGCUAAUUCCUGAGUUCUACUACUUGCCAGAAAUGUUUGUCAACAGCAAUGGAUAUAAUCUUGGAGUCAGAGAAGAUGAAGUGGUAGUAAAUGAUGUUGACCUUCCCCCUUGGGCAAAAAAACCUGAAGACUUUGUACGGAUCAACAGGAUGGCCCUGGAAAGUGAAUUUGUUUCAUGCCAACUGCAUCAAUGGAUCGACCUUAUAUUUGGCUAUAAACAGCGAGGACCAGAAGCAGUGCGUGCUCUGAAUGUUUUUCACUACCUGACCUAUGAAGGCUCUGUGAACCUGGAUAGCAUCACGGAUCCUGUGCUCAGGGAGAUUCCAGAAGCUUAUUUCAUUAGAGAUCCCCAUACAUUCCUUCUUACAAAGGACUUUAUUAAGGCCAUGGAGGCACAGAUACAGAACUUUGGACAGACGCCAUCUCAGUUGCUUAUUGAGCCACAUCCGCCUCGGAGCUCUGCCAUGCACCUGUGUUUCCUUCCACAGAGUCCACUCAUGUUUAAAGAUCAGAUGCAACAGGAUGUGAUAAUGGUGCUGAAGUUUCCAUCAAAUUCUCCAGUCACCCAUGUGGCUGCCAACACCCUACCCCACCUGACCAUCCCUGCGGUGGUGACGGUGACCUGCAGCCGACUGUUCGCAGUGAAUAGAUGGCACAACACAGUAGGCCUCAGAGGAGCUCCAGGAUACUCACUGGAUCAAGCCCAUCAUCUUCCCAUUGAAAUGGAUCCAUUAAUUGCCAAUAACUCUGGUGUGAACAAACGGCAAAUCACAGACCUUGUGGACCAGAGUAUACAAAUCAAUGCACACUGUUUUGUGGUCACAGCAGAUAAUCGUUAUAUUCUUAUCUGUGGAUUCUGGGACAAGAGCUUCAGAGUGUACUCUACAGAAACAGGGAAAUUGACUCAGAUUGUAUUUGGCCACUGGGACGUGGUCACCUGCUUGGCCAGGUCUGAGUCAUACAUCGGUGGGGACUGCUACAUUGUGUCUGGAUCCCGAGAUGCCACGCUGCUUCUCUGGUACUGGAGUGGCCGGCACCACAUCAUAGGAGACAACCCUAAUAGCAGUGACUACCCGGCGCCCAGGGCUGUGCUCACAGGUCAUGACCAUGAAGUCGUCUGUGUUUCUGUCUGUGCAGAACUUGGACUCGUUAUCAGUGGUGCUAAAGAGGGCCCUUGCCUUGUCCACACCAUCACUGGAGAUUUGCUGAGAGCCCUUGAAGGACCAGAAAACUGCUUGUUCCCGCGCUUGAUUUCUGUCUCCAGUGAAGGCCACUGUAUCAUAUACUACGAACGAGGGCGGUUCAGCAAUUUCAGCAUUAACGGGAAACUUUUGGCUCAGAUGGAGAUCAAUGAUUCCACACGGGCCAUUCUCCUGAGCAGCGAUGGCCAGAACCUGGUGACCGGAGGGGACAAUGGUGUGGUGGAGGUCUGGCAGGCAUGCGACUUCAAGCAGCUGUACAUUUACCCUGGAUGUGAUGCUGGCAUUAGAGCGAUGGACUUAUCCCAUGACCAGAGAACUCUCAUUACUGGCAUGGCUUCUGGUAGCAUUGUAGCUUUUAAUAUAGAUUUUAAUCGGUGGCACUAUGAGCAUCAGAACAGAUACUGAAGACCAGUGAAGACCCCAAAGCAAAGCUGAGAGCACAAGUGCUGCGUGGAAGGCAAUAUCUGGUGGAGCAACUCGCCUACAUCGACCUCUGUUGUACAUUCCAUCACACCCAGCAAUAGCUGUACAUUGUAGUCAGCAACCAUUUUACUUUGUGUGUUUUUUCAGGACUGAACACCAGCUGCUGUCAAGCAAGCUUCUAUCAUGUAAAUUAUAUGAAUUAGGAGAUGUUUUGGUAAUUAUUUCAUAUAUUGUUGUUUAUUGAGAAAAGGUUGUAGGACGCGUCACAAGAGACUUUUGACAAUUCUGAGGAACCUUGUGUCCAGUUGUUAUAAAGGUGAAGCUUUGAACCUAACCUGCAUCCCAUUUCCAGCCUCUUUUCAAGCUGAGAAAAAAAAAAAAAACACGUUUGAUACUUUGUACAUCAGAUGCAUCUUAUUUAAAGGGAUACUUUUGUAAAAGUAAAACCUUGUAUAAAGAACAAAACGUUUCUUAAUUUUAUUGUGGAGUUACAACUUGCAUGUUCUUUACUCCUGAUGUCUUGAUGGAACAGGUGCAUUCACACUAUGACACCGAAAGAUCUGUCCAAGGACACAGCUUGUAUGAAAGGGUUGAAUUUGGGCUCAAUCAGUAAUUUUUGACAUUUUCACCAAAAUAUAAUUUGUACUUUUUAAUCUAAAUUCAUCCCUUCUAAGUGAAAUUUGCUCAUAAAGCAUUUGGAUACUAAGCCAUUAUUUGCCAUUUUUGGUACUUUAUACAAAGAAAAUUCAGCCCUACCCUUUAUAAUUUGAAGACACAGCAGAAAGGGGGCUUAGGGAUGAGGUCCUGGGCUUUAUUGUAUAAAUAGAAGUCAUGACCAUUAGUUCCAUAGUAAGGACUUCCCAACACCUGGACAUCUCUUCCAGAGUCAUCCCACAGGCUUAGUGUGUGUGCAUUAGGGGAGGAGAAUCUGAUGCUGACUUUUUGUUUUCCUCUUUAGUUCUUGAAUAGCUUAGUUUCUUUAACAAGUCGGACUUUAUUACAACAAUAACUGAGAUUAUUCUUUUAGGUUCUUGUGAAAUUCUCACCUAAAGCCACAUUCUUGGCCUAAGGCACUUCAUCUUUUAUGAUAUAAAAUGAUGGCUGUCAAAUGAUUUUCCAUACAUUGUACUAAUCAAGUUAUACACCCAGGGGUAUAUACACUUUAUUCAUGUUUCUUCUUUGUAUAUUUGGUGACUGUAUCGUCAUAGAUGUACAUAUUGUGUCGGUAGGGCUAUGAGGCAUGUUACAGGAAUGUAAUUUUCUCAGAAUUUACACUCACUUGCAGUCAUUUAUUUAAAAAGAUAAAACAAGAUCAUGGGUUCUUUGUAUUGGCACUUUGCACCAGAAACAUAUCAUUAUUUAUUGAUGUGAUUACUUAUUUGUUAUCCACCUUGUACUAGUAAGUUUUAGCACCGAAUUCCUUCUUCAUUGUUGUUUGUAUUUAUGAAAUUCUGAAAUUAUGGGGAAUCAGCGUAAUGAUUAAGUUAUUCAUCACCAGGCUGUAAGCAAUAUCUUGAGUUUGUAGCUUAGAAUUGGGAGGAUACUGAACAUCUGGAAGACAAGUUCAUUUCAUCUUGAGAUCAUGGUGAAAUAUUUUGGAUAUAUAAAUUCCUUAAGCUAUUGUAACCAUGUUUUAUUGCAAAGAUGUAAAAUAUGCCAGAUGUGUGUGAGUUGGAAAUCAAAAAAAGAAAAAUAAAAUAUGCAAAGAAUUCA
Oryctolagus cuniculus (rabbit) is the source of this 11368-nucleotide messenger RNA. Lineage: Eukaryota; Metazoa; Chordata; Mammalia; Lagomorpha; Leporidae. The record is from RefSeq and is a predicted model, not a curated record.